Messenger RNA from Salmo salar (Atlantic salmon), 1225 nucleotides. RefSeq names its product AP-1 complex subunit sigma-2. The record is from RefSeq and is a predicted model, not a curated record. Gene Ontology annotation, biological process: intracellular protein transport; vesicle-mediated transport. Gene Ontology annotation, molecular function: clathrin-cargo adaptor activity. Gene Ontology annotation, cellular component: AP-1 adaptor complex; membrane coat. NCBI's taxonomy places the organism in Eukaryota, Metazoa, Chordata, Actinopteri, Salmoniformes, Salmonidae.
GCGCCCAGAGUCCAAUGGUAAAUGUAGUUGUCGUUUGACAACAGGAGCAGUAGACGGGUGAAUACCAAACUAUCAGACUGUGUAUUGAGUGAAAGUACAUCAUUACCCCUAGAAGAAUUUAACUCAGUGAAAGAUGCAGUUCAUGCUGCUGUUCAGUAGGCAGGGGAAGCUGCGUCUCCAGAAGUGGUAUGUUCCUCUGUCUGAUAAGGAGAAGAAGAAGAUUACCAGAGAGCUGGUCCAGACAGUUCUGGCCAGGAAACCAAAGAUGUGUUCAUUUCUGGAGUGGAGAGACCUCAAGGUUGUUUACAAGAGGUAUGCCAGCCUGUAUUUCUGCUGUGCCAUAGAGAACCAGGACAACGAGCUGAUCACACUAGAGAUCAUCCACAGAUAUGUGGAACUACUGGAUAAGUACUUUGGCAGUGUUUGUGAGCUGGACAUCAUAUUUAACUUUGAGAAGGCCUACUUCAUCCUGGAUGAGUUCUUGCUGGGAGGAGAGGCUCAGGACACGUCCAAGAAGAAUGUACUAAAGGCUAUAGAACAAGCUGACCUACUGCAGGAGAUCCAGAGUGAGGACUGGGGAGGUUUACCUAAUGAGGAGAUCUUAUAGCGGGACUGGAGUACCUCCCCUUUACACCAGGUCUUGCUGGCCCCGUCAUGAGUACUUUAAUGUGCCUGUGUACUAAACGUCCACUACUGCUGUCAGCUGCUGUCACCACUCCACUGCUGUCCUGUCAACUCUGCAUGAGGAGCCCCUCCCACUCAACACGUGCCCCCCCCCAGCACAUGGUCCCUCCAGCACCUGGCUCAUCAUCCUCAGCCCCCUAAAGCGCCAUGCUUUACCAACUGAUCCACACAGGACCACGGCUACAUCGUCAAAGAGCGUCUGCUAAAUGACUUAAAUGUAAAUGUAAAUAUCAUUGGUCCACACUUUCAGUUUCUCACAUACUUUCAUCAGCUGUUUCCACUGUUUGUUGUCGAUCUGAAGAGGCCAUGGUUUACUGUGUAUAAUACAACGGGUGGGUCUAAUCCUGAAUGCUGAUUGGUUAAAUCUGCAUUCCAGCCGGUCUAUUCCACAAGUGACUACCGGCAAAAUCUAUGCCGUUAAAAUGCCUAUUUACUCUGUUCCAUCUGACUGCGCAAUCCACUGUCUCAUCAGCCCAGCCAGGCAAUUUAUGAACUUGAUCUCCACUAUAAAAAGCAUCUAGAUAUUAUCUCAUAUUUCUUU